Molecule: messenger RNA, 3067 nt
Organism: Mustela lutreola (European mink)
Lineage: Eukaryota; Metazoa; Chordata; Mammalia; Carnivora; Mustelidae
Gene: BMP10
Product: bone morphogenetic protein 10
Exons: 2
Coding region: 91-1365 (424 amino acids)
Biological process (GO): SMAD protein signal transduction; BMP signaling pathway
Cellular component (GO): extracellular region
Molecular function (GO): cytokine activity; growth factor activity
Source: RefSeq, a predicted model, not a curated record
GAGACAUUAACACGGCACAAGAUAAAACUGCCACUUAGAGCCCAGGAGAGCUAAACCUUCCUGGGUUGGCCUGGGGGCUUGAGCAGAGUCAUGGGUUCUCUGCAAUUGCAGCUGUGCGCUCUCCUCUGCCUGGUGGCUCACUCGGUUUCUGGCAGUCCCAUCAUGAGCCUGGAGCAGUCACCUCUGGAAGAAGAUAUGCCCCUCUUCGAUGAUGUCUUCUCAGAGCAAGAUGGUAUCGACUUCAACACAUUGCUGCAGAGCAUGAAAAAUGAAUUUCUCAAGACACUGAACCUAUCUGACAUCCCUUUGCAGGAUUCAGCCAAGGUGGACCCACCCGAGUAUAUGUUGGAACUCUACAACAAAUUUGCAACAGAUCGGACCUCCAUGCCAUCGGCCAACAUCAUUAGGAGUUUCAAGAAUGAAGAUCUGUUUUCCCAGCCAGCCAGUUUUAAUGGACUCCGAAAAUACCCUCUCCUCUUCAAUGUGUCCAUUCCUCACCACGAAGAGGUCAUCAUGGCCGAACUCAGGUUGUACACACUGGUGCAGAGAGAUCGUAUGAUAUAUGAUGGAGUAGACCGGAAAAUUACCAUUUUCGAGGUACUUGAGAGCAGAGGGGACACUGAGGGUGAAAGAAGCAUGCUGGUUUUGGUGUCGGGGGAGAUCUAUGGCACCAACAGCGAGUGGGAGACUUUCGAUGUCACCGAUGCCAUUAGACGUUGGCAAAAGUCAGGCUCAUCCACCCACCAGCUGGAGGUCCACAUCGAGAGCAGACAUGAUGGAAGUGAGGAUGCUGGCAGAGGACAACUGGAAAUAGACACCAGUGCCCAGAAUAAGCAUGUCCCCUUGCUUGUCGUGUUUUCCGAUGACCAAAGCAGCGAGAAGGAACGGAAGGAGGAACUGAAUGAAAUGAUCGCCCAUGAGCAGCUACUGGAGCUUGACAACUUGGGCCUGGACGGUUAUUCCAGUGGGCCAGGAGAAGAAGCUUUGCUGCAGAUGAGGUCAAACAUCAUCUAUGACUCCACAGCCCGCAUCAGAAGGAACGCUAAAGGAAACUACUGCAAGAGGACCCCGCUCUACAUUGACUUCAAGGAGAUUGGCUGGGACUCUUGGAUCAUCGCCCCACCUGGAUACGAAGCCUACGAAUGCCGCGGGGUUUGCAACUACCCCCUGGCAGAGCAUCUCACACCCACAAAGCAUGCAAUUAUCCAGGCCUUGGUACACCUCAAGAAUUCCCAGAAGGCUUCCAAAGCCUGCUGUGUGCCCACUAAGCUAGAGCCCAUCUCUAUCCUCUAUUUAGACAAGGGCGUCGUCACCUACAAGUUCAAAUACGAAGGCAUGGCAGUGUCUGAAUGCGGCUGCAGAUAGAAGAGUCCCGGCUUAUUUAAUAACUGUAAAUGUGUACAUUUUGUGUUCCUAUUUAAUGAGAUUAUUUAAUAAGAGUGUACAGAUCAUAAAGGCUCGCUGCCUUAGGGAAAUGGGCAGGUCAGUUUGUUGUAUCAAAUGCAUAUUUUGCUAAUACAGUCUCAUGCCUUCCAAUCAGUUUUUUUCUUUGGACUCACCAUUUUCUGGCAAUGCCAUGUCCAAUAGCAAGUGGCAACCCUCCCCCCAAAUUGUCCUCUAUUUCUAUUUGAAAACAACAAGCCCCAAGCAGAAACAGCAUGUUGGAUGAUAGAUAUUUGUGUCUGUAUAUGUGUACAUAGGUAAACUUAUAAAACUCUUUUGGUCCCAUAGAGGUAGAUCACACUCACACGUGUGCAUGACUCAAUCAAAUAUGUAUAUAUUAAAAACCAGUGGUACGUUCUCAGUCAACUCUUCUCUGAGUAGGAUUUAUGUGAAGAUAAUUAGCACCAAGAAUUUCACCCUCCUAGGAAGGAUUGCAUUUCCUACAUACUAUUGGAUAGGUAGGUGUAGCAUUUAUCAGUUGAGUUUGUGCCAUAGCUCAGAGCUGCAGGACCAGGAAAGGGACAAUGCAUGUUUGAGGGAAGGGGUUAUUUGAUACAGAAACCAGGCAGUGGCCUGAAUCCACCAUAGCAAGGGAUGAGCCCCAUCGACCACCACUGCGCUCUAGAGGGCAGCACCUGGUCAAGAAAAGAAAAUAGGGGAUUUCAUGAUGUUCCAGAGGUAAUAGGACUGCAAGGUCAAGUGUGUUGGCCUUUACUGCUGUGGAGGGUAGAGGAGGCGGGAGGGCGCUCGCAGGAGAGGAGGGAAAAGGAUACAGAUGCUGUCCUGGGAUGUGUGUGUAAAAUUAUAAGCAGUUUUAACUGGAGAAUUAAGUCUUUUGGACAAAAUAAAAUUACCCGAGAUCAAGAGGAGGAAAAUCAGAAGGGAUCUGUCUGUUGGGCUCUUCUUAAUAUUUUGCUUCAAUUCUUACUAUUUCUCCCCUGCCUCUGCACCACUGUUUUUGCUUCUUUCCACCCCUCUUCUUCCCACUUCCUCUCCUGCACCAGUGCCUCGUAUCCUUCUCUCAUUCCUGUGUCCCAUUUCUUCACCGGUCUUCAUUGACUUUGCUGUGGGUUGGGAAGGGAACCUGAAAGCAUUUGCUAUCAGGGUGAGUGGAGUUAGUGCUCUGAUUUUUAGAUUUCCUCCCAAUAUCUAAUUUGAUUUGAUUUAUGAAAUAUUUUGUUCAUGAAAAAUACUUAAAUAUAAGGGAGAAAAGUCCAAAAGGAUAUUUCUAAAUGAAUGAAUGAAUAAAUAGACACAUAAACAAAUGACUCCAAAGCUAAGCCUGAGUUUUGAAUCAGAUUGGCGCCAUGGUAGAAACCUUGUAGGCUUCCCAAUCCCCCCAUUCUCAAAUCUUCCCAGUUUGGAACUGGCCAGGACUAAGGGACUGGGAAGCGUUCCUGAUGGGGAUGGUCCAGCGGGUUUGCCGGCAGUUGGCUCGUUGGAAGGACAUGCGGAGGUUCUGGCUCUGAUCUUAGCAGCCGCCAGCUCCACCAUCCAUGCAAGGUCACGGGCUUUGUGCGGGAAGAACCAGAGCAGUGCAGUUCUCAAACUGUUCGACUCUUCCAGGCAUCUGACACUGAUGUUCACAGUUCUAGGGAUGCAGUUUCCAGAACAUUGUCCCCCA